This is a messenger RNA of Anopheles maculipalpis, 4617 nucleotides long. RefSeq lists its product as uncharacterized. Gene Ontology annotation, biological process: cell adhesion; multicellular organism development; protein phosphorylation. The record is from RefSeq and is a predicted model, not a curated record. Bases 1 to 4617 code for a protein of 1538 amino acids. Gene Ontology annotation, cellular component: axon; plasma membrane; signaling receptor complex. NCBI's taxonomy places the organism in Eukaryota, Metazoa, Arthropoda, Insecta, Diptera, Culicidae. The transcript has 8 exons. Gene Ontology annotation, molecular function: ATP binding; transmembrane receptor protein tyrosine kinase activity.
AUGCUGCCGUUGCUAAGACAUUUCAUCCCUGGUGAAGCAUGCGAACAGGACAACGGUUUCCUUCGACGGAAACAAUUGCCGACAGCUCAGCGGCCUUCCCGAACCCGACGUCAGGGCGAUUGUCGGUCGAAGAUGCUACUGCCACCUACGUUUGUGCUGCUGGCAGUCCUUUGCAGCGUUACGUCCGCAUUUCCAUCGACGCUAGCAUCUUCACCGUCGAGCGGUGUUUACUUUUCCAUCUCGAAGCUCCGCGUAACGCUACCCAUUUCGAAGGAGUCCUACAUCAUCCUACGCAAUGAACCGAUCGUCAACUUGCGGCUACUUUCGACGGGUAGCGAACUGCGGACCAACUCCAUCGAUCAGGAGCAGAAUGAUGGCUACAGCUAUGCGGUCGAAAGUCCACCCGAUACCGAGUACCUGAAGGUGGACUCGCUCACCGGUGGUUUGUGGAUAACAUCGCACAUCUACACCAUGCAGAACGUCACCGAAUUUGUAAUCGUUGCGGUGAACUCAAGCGUUGCUUCACCGUUUACCCACGGUGUUAUGCCGGCUGCCCGGCUUACGCUCACGAUUGACCCGUUGCCGGUGGCUGAAGAUACGCUUGAUAGCUUCUGUGAGCAUCAUCCGGAGCGUGCAUGCUUUUGGGACACGGCACAAUACCGAGUGGCGGAAAAUGGACCGCUGGGAUGGACGAUCGGUGCAGUGGGGCCUGCGUUUUACCGCCGGUUGUGUCCACAGCAUCGUCCCAAGUAUGAAUUAUUUGGACCAGCGUCGCUCAACAAUAGAAACAGCAGCAGCAACGAGUAUCUGCAGUUGGAUCCCAGCGAGGGUACGUUGCGAACGAGGGUAUCGUUUGAUCACGAUACGCAUGCACCAGGACCAACGCUGCAAGCCAGCGUACGGUGCACAUUGCAACAGGUGUCAUCGCAUACUGAUGUAAACUCGCUCAAAGCGGAAUCUCAAAUCGUUGAUCGAACGAUCACGGUGAAUGUGCUGGACCGGAACGAUAAUCUACCGCGUUUGGAGGUAUUGAAUGGAACGGGUGACGCAAACCACCAGCACGAAGAACAGGACGAUGCGCCCAGUUAUCAGGUGUACGUGGAUGAUCCGCAUGUUAAUCAGGGUGAUCCUGUAGGAUACUUCCGGAUCAUGUUUACCGACGAUGACUCCAUACCCGUGAAUACUCGCGUCCACUACAAGCUGCACGGUGACAUUAUGGAGCUGUUCCGUCCCGAUUGUGCGAUGUACGAAAAUGAGCACGACGGAGGCCUAAAGCAAACGGUGUUCGGAUGCAAGCUAAUUUUCGCUCGGUCCGGAAUUCUCCGAAAAAGCCCCUACUGUGUCACGCUGCAGGCGGUGGAUCAAACGGUGGAACUUUCGCCGUACGGUACGGUCCGUGCAGCCAAUGCGUCCAUCUGUCUCACAACGAACCUGAAUCGCAUCCACGAGUACGAUAUGCCACGACCAGAGGCCCUAACGAGCAGUGGCAUCGUACAGGCGACUUCCUACGGCGAAGGAAGUGGUUUCCGUGGCGAACCGAAGGUGGGCCGAAAGAAAAGCAAGAAGGAAGCUAAUCCAGCUCGAAUUGUGUAUCCGAAGGAAGCGAUUGUGUAUGACACCUCCCGCAAGUACGCCCGAAUAGCGGAACCGAAAUCGUUUAAGCAGCUAAUUCAGGAAAACAGUGCCGAUCUAAACUUUCGGCUAACGAGCAACCCGCUAAACGCUUUUGGAAUAACGAAAAUUGCGGGAAUCGUUUACCUGAAGAAUGAGACCGCGUUCCAGAACAAACCCGAGAGCCGGCACGAAAUAACGGUGGCUUGGAAGAAUUACAGCGUAAGCAUUUUGGUUCGAAUGCGUAAAAAUCCAACCGUGCACUGUGCACCGGUUCCGAUCGAACAUGCGGCGGAAGAUUUUUGUGCAGCUCAUCCAAACCGUACGAGCUGUGUGAGUGCUUGCGGAUUGGGCAGUUUGAUGGGUCCGUGUGAGUAUCGUGCACCCGGCGGUGGUGGUAGCUCGAUGUUCGAUGAACCGAAGCCAAUCGCAUGGACCGAAGACUAUCCUACCUGUUCGUCUGGGUUGUCCCACUGUCCGGACGGCAUUUGUGAUCCGCUGGAGGAGAUGGGCCACCGGGAAAAGAUACACAUCUGUCCGCAGGAUUGUGUUUUCAAGCAGGACAUCUUCGGUGUACAUCAUUCGGAUAAGCCACGUGGAAUUCAAACCGCUUCCGGGCACUGUAGCUGCCGUGCGUCUGGUCACUGCACCUGUAUCGAUACGUUGCGCAUUCCUUCGUCGUUUAAGCGAAAUAAAACCAUCACCACAACGUCUAGUUCAACAUCGACGACCACCACGACUCCGACCAGCAUUGCGGGCGUUUCGGGAAGUGAUGUGGAAAUGAUACCGAUUAAUGGCAAAAAUCACAGUGAGGGAGCUGGAGGAUUGUCGGAAAAUGGUGGAACACGCCGAGAGGCGGAAGAUGCACCGCCGGCUGCGGUACGAGAUGGAAGCUUUUACGAACCGGGGCUCAUUAAGGGUCCGCAUGCGUCGAUCUAUCUGAUCGCGAUUGUCCUGAUACCGAUGGUGGUGGCUAUAAUGAUCGUGCUGUACUGCUUCAGCCGUAAGCUGACGGUCAAGAACAAGCUGUUGGACGGGAGUGGCGGUGCCAAUGGGACGGGCGGUGGAAUGAACAGCAUCAGCAUGAACCUUGUUAGCAACGAUACGGAAAUUUUCAACGUUGAGCUACCGCUGGCAUCGCGUUUGAAUGAGUUUAACUUCAAAAUUGACUACGAUUCAAAGUGGGAAUUUCCACGCUCGAAUCUUAUUCUCGACGCCACCCUCGGGGAAGGUGAAUUUGGUAAAGUAUUGAAAGGGUUCGCAACAGACUUGCCGGAAAAGCCGGGCAUUACAACUGUAGCGGUUAAGAUGCUUAAAACGGGUGCCAAUUCGGUUGAAUUGCUAGCGCUACUGUCCGAGUAUCAGCUGCUCCAGGAGGUGAACCAUCCCAACGUGAUCCGGCUGCUAGGCGCGUGUACGAAAGGUGACACACCGCUGCUUAUCAUCGAAUACUGUCAGUACGGUUCGUUGAAAAAUUACCUUCGUUUAAGCCGCAAACUGGAAGUCCUGAACGCAGACUACGAGAAUGCGGUCGAACCGAUCACGGUAAAGGACAUUCUAUCGUUCGCCUGGCAGAUCAGCAAAGGCAUGGCAUAUCUAACCGACAUCAAGCUGGUGCAUCGUGAUCUGGCCGCCCGGAAUGUGCUGCUGGCGGAGGGUAAGGUGUGCAAAAUCUCCGACUUUGGUUUGACGCGCGAUGUAUACGAGGAUGAUGCGUAUUUGAAGAAGAGCAAGGAUCGUGUGCCUGUCAAGUGGAUGGCACCGGAAUCACUUGCCGACCAUAUCUACACUACCAAGAGCGAUGUGUGGGCAUUUGGUGUUUUGUGCUGGGAAUUGAUUACGCUCGGCGCGUCGCCUUAUCCGGGUAUCCCGCCCCAGAAUCUAUACAAUCUGCUAAAGCAAGGCUAUCGGAUGGAGUGUCCUAAAAAUUGUUCUGAAGAAAUAUACGGUAUUGUACGGUCUUGCUGGGCAGACGAUCCCAAGCAGCGUCCCAGCUUUAAGCAUCUCGCCGGUCAGUUUGAGCAUCUGCUAGGGCGCAGUGCGAAGUACAUCGAUAUGGAGCAGAAUUCUAUUUCCAAUCCAGUUUACUGUGUGAACAUCGAUGAAGUCGAUUGCGCAAAAAUGGCCAUUUGCAAGGAGGAACAGGACCGGUUGGAAAGUCUUUGGACGCCACCACAAUACGAAACGGUGGACAACACGAGUGCCGAGCAUACGGGACGUUAUCAAACACCCUCGGCCAUGGCAGUAACGGCCGUCAUAUCGGAACUAAACGAAGACAAGAAACAGCUGCUGCUGCAGAGCUAUGAUACACCGCGUCCACUCAUCGAAACGGCCACGAUCGAGCAGAAGCUUCGGUACGAAAACGAUGUACGGUUGAGGCCGAAAAAGCUCAGCAAUGCUAGCGGUGCUGGUGGUGGUGGUGGUGGUUUCGCUGCAAAUUCGAACGAGAAUCCACCUAGCCAUGGUCGUCGUUCCUCCUCCAUUAGUCCACCCCGAUGCCUGAGGAAUCAUUGCGAGGAAACGUCCUUCAUAACGUACGCUGCAAACAGGGCGGAUCACCACCACCGCGAUACAGCCAGUAGUAGCGGCAGCAGUGGCUGCAACAACGAGUACGAUUCGCCCAGCCGACAGCCACGGCGGGUCGUUUCGUACGUCGAUAUGAACAAAAACAAUCACCACCUGAACGCGAACCUGGAGAUCAACAACAUGAUCGACAAGAAACAGUCCAAAGACAUUGCCUUACGAUUUUCGAACGCCGAUAACGAGCUGCAGAUGGUGCUGGUCGAUCCGAUCCAAAACUGCCCGAAAAGAAGCGUUUCGAUCGAAUCGCAACUAACGGCUAUUUCAAACAGUGAAAUACUUUUGCAAGAUAAAAUAGCAAACAGUUUGGCCGUCGCCGAUGCUGCUCCGGUGGAGUACGCCGAGGUGAUGAAAAAGCAGCGUCCGAUGGCGGCCAACAAUGAAAGGAAGGAACCGAUUGGACUUACCCUUACCUCGACGGUGUAG